Molecule: messenger RNA, 2642 nt
Organism: Gracilinanus agilis (Agile Gracile Mouse Opossum)
Lineage: Eukaryota; Metazoa; Chordata; Mammalia; Didelphimorphia; Didelphidae
Gene: POLD3
Product: DNA polymerase delta 3, accessory subunit
Exons: 12
Coding region: 63-1454 (463 amino acids)
Biological process (GO): nucleotide-excision repair, DNA gap filling; DNA replication; DNA synthesis involved in UV-damage excision repair
Cellular component (GO): nucleus; delta DNA polymerase complex
Molecular function (GO): DNA-directed DNA polymerase activity
Source: RefSeq, a predicted model, not a curated record
AUCGUGGCGGCAGCUGCUAGGGCGUCAGAGCAAGAAGUUGGUGAUUGUCGAAUUCCACCGCCAUGGCGGACCAGCUCUAUCUGGAGAACAUCGACGAGUUCGUCACGGACCAGAACAAGAUAGUGACCUACAAAUGGCUCAGCUACACACUAGGGGUCCAUGUUAACCAGGCCAAACAGAUGCUAUAUGAUUAUGUCGAAAGGAAGAGAAAGGAAAAUUCAGGAGCCCAGCUACAUGUCACCUACUUAGUGUCGGGGAAUCUUGUUCAGAAUGGAAACUCUUGCCACAAGGUUGCAGUAGUGAGAGAAGAUAAACUGGAGGCCGUGAAGUCCAGGCUGGCUGUGACUGCCAGCAUCCAUGUGUACAGUGUCCAGAAAGCAAUGCUCAAGGACAGUGGGCCUCUGUUCAACACCGACUAUGACAUCCUCAAAACCAACCUGCAGAGCUGCAGCAAGUUUAGUGCCAUUCGAUGUGCAGCUGCUAUCCCCAGAGCCCCUGAUGAAAUUUCCCUUUCAGAGAAAUUUGGACAGGCUGAUCCUCAGACAUCAAAUGAGGCCCUACCCACUGGUGGGCCUACCACCAAUGGCCAUGGUCCGCCUGCCACCAAACAGACAUCACAGCAUCCCAAAGGUAUUAUGGGAAUGUUUGCCUCCAAACUGGCUUCCAAACCUCAAGACACUAACAAGGAGACUAAAACAGAGUCAAAAGAGAUGUCUUCAGCAAGCAGCAAACCACCAGGGAAAGGGAAUGUGAUGAGCAAUUUUUUUGGGAAAGCUGCUAUGAAUAAACUUAAAGUCAAUUUGGACUCAGAACAAGCAGUAAAGGAAGAAAAAACAUUGGAACAACCUCCAGUUUCUGUCGCUGAACCAAAGCUGGCAUGCACUGGAGGCCUGAAGAAACCCAACAAGAAAGUAGAGUCUGUUAAAAUGCAGCAAAAGGAGAAAAAAAGUAGGGGAAAGCGGACUGACCUCUCGGAUGAUGAAGCAAAAGAAACCGAAAACCUGAAGAAAAAGAGGAGAAGAAUUAAACUUCCUGAGUCAGACAGUAGUGAAGAUGAAGUUCUGCCAGAUUCUCCAGAAGCUUAUGAAGCUGAGUCACCACCUUCAGGUCCUCCUCAAUCUCCCCUUCCUGAGCUAGCCCCGAAGACUGAACCAGAGCCUCCUUCCAUCAAGGCCUCAAGUGGAGAAAAGAAGAGAAAACGGAAGAGAGUAUUAAAGACUAGAACCUUUGAGGAUGAAGAAGGCUGCAUGGUGACAGAAAAGACUUAUGAAAGUGAAUCCUGCACAGACAGUGAAGAGGAGUUUAAAGUGAAGACGACGUCCUUACAGAGACCCCCCUCAGUGGCUGUGAAGAAAGAUCCCAAGGAGGAACGAAAGGGCCUCAAGAAGGGGGCAGCUGCCCCUGGCAAAGCCAACAGACAGGUGUCCAUUACAGGCUUCUUCCAGAAGAAAUAAACAGCCUCUUCCUACAGAGGCUGGCUGCUGGAGCAGGCCCUCCCAUCCCAUGUGUCCAGAUGGGCAUCCACUCUCUGGCUUGCUUACUGUGUAAGUGAGUACAUCUAGCUCCUCACCUCAGACUUAAAGGGGCAUCUCCUGGAAGGAAAGUACAAGGGCAUGUUUCAAAAGCCGCUUUUCUUCUGAUGACGUUCUUAUUCUAUUUAAAGCACAACCUUUGUUCAGUCUGUAGUAGAGAGAGGUGAUAGACUUGUUCAAGAAGUCCCUGAAUGACUGGUGUAUCCUGGCCCACCUACCCCUGUCCCUGCCUCAUUUGUGUUCCUCUUAAUACCUGCCUUUGUAUUCUGCCUACUUGUUUGGAGCAGCCCCUUGAACUUCAGUGGAUGAAUUCUCUCUCCUUUCUAGGCCCUUCUGACUGCCUCCUCAACCCCCCACCCCCAAAAGAAAAAGAAACAAGCCGUUUUCUUUCUGCCUUUAAAUCUUGAUUGGGCUUACUAAGCCUUAUAACAAAAAUCUCUGUAUCAUCUUCUUUUCCUCCAUUAUAAAAGUAUCCUGCCACCUGGCCCAGACUGGAAGACAGAUGACUUGUGUUGGGUCUCAUUCACAAAAGCCCUCUACAUCUUUGUCCCCAGCCCUUGGCUUGGGAAGGGCUCCAGACUGAGGGCCCGAAGAUAUUUUAUGAUUGUAUUCAGCUUGGCAAGAAGGCAGUUAAAGUUAACACAGAAGAUAUAGGAUGAGUUGUCAUGCUGCUGACAACAGUGAGUGUGUUCUGUUGUGUUGGGUGGCUUUUUUUUUCCCCAUCCUCUCUUAGCACCUAGAAAUUGAAGCCCAGCUAAGGAGGAGCCUUCCUGUGAAUCACAGGCAUGGAGGAUGAAAAAUCUUUGUUCUUCUGAAGGAAAUGCAACCUCAGUACAACUCUCCGGGGAGCUACCCUGGGUUGGGAAAGGUUCUAAGCCCAGAAACACAGAUGUUGUUUCUCUGCACCUUUUUUCAGCACCACUGUGUAUUUGCCCAGGAAAUUAGGGUAUACAAGGAGGCAUCUGAAAGGAAAAGGUACAUACACAGGUCAAAAAAGCAAGGGAAAUUUUUUAACUUGUUCUUUUGAGGGGGAAAGCCCCUAAAACAAUCAAUAAAUCAUUUAUUGUAAUUGUGUCUUUUUAAAAGGUGAUUUCUCUUAAGGUUAAUAAA